ACAUGCUGAUGCCCAUCUAGAGGAUCCAAACUUGUAUCGCACUAGCUUACAGAGCUAGCGCUCUACAAAGAUGGCAAGCAUACUUUGUAAACCGCUGAGCGCGACCUGCGCGAAGCAGUCCAACGCAACGAGGUUUAAGGGUGUUCCAUUCUCGUAUAAAUGUGGCAUCAGCGCUCGGCCGGGCCUGGCAGGUAAAGUCAUCUCUGACUCCCGACACCCUUUGGUGUGCAAGGCCUCAGCCGCUGCUGCAGCGAAGCCUUGCUGCAAAGCAGCUGCGGCUGCUGCAGCUGCAGCUGCCCCUGCGCUUCCUGAGGGCGUCAUUCUCACCGUGGUAGCUGGCGCUGCCUACACGGCGCUCAGCAUUGUGCUGAUGGCGCUCUUCCCGCGCAAGACCUCGGGCUUCUUCUCGUCGGUGUGGCCCUUCGUGCCGCUGGCCCUGGCGUACCUGGUGCUGCUGGUGGGCUCAUGGUCCCCCGACACGCUCAGCAUUAUGAUGCCGGGCAGCCUUGAAGCGGGACUCAAGGGCGGCUUCAACCCGCAGUUCUUGCCCAAGCUGGAGGGCAUCGCAUCGCUGUUCGGCCGGCUGCCUGUCACUGCCUCCUGGGUGCUGCACAUCAUGUGCGUCAACCUGUUCUCCGCGCGCUGGUGCCUGCUGGACGGCCUGCGCAACGGUGUGCCCACCGCGCACAGUCUGCUGCUAGGCGCUGUGUUCGGGCCCCUGGGCCUACUGUCGCACUACCUGACCAAGGCCCUGACGCGCGCUGUUCCGUCGCUCAAGACCGACCAACAGCCGGUGACGCUCAAGAGCGAGUCCGGCUCCAUUAUCAUCCUACCCUACAGCGAGUGACAGCCAGGAGGUUGAUACUUGGCUGCGAUUGUGAUGUUGAAUACACUUACUACCAGGGGAAUCUAGGCAGCUCAUGCAAGAGGGGCCGCCACUGCACCACACUGAUAGCAGAAGGGCAUGUUGAGACGAGCUGGGUUCGGCGCGGGUGUGAAUCACACAGACUUUGACGGGAGUUCAAUGACGAAUAGAGAGACGGCGGCUACCUGAACAUGAUGGGCUAUGCUUACCCACGGAAUGCGCAGUAUCUUAUGUUGGACGCUGCUGCACUAAUGACACAUUAGGCUGCUGUGGGCGGCAUCUGGUGACGUGGGAGGGUCCUGGGCGUUGACGGAGGCACCAUUGUCAGUAGUUUUAAGCCGCCAGCUGCAACGUGCGGCGGUACCUGGUCUGGUACAUGACCAUCUAGUUGCGGUAACGGAUGAUGCGAGGUUAGAUGAAUAUGCCUUGAUGAUGUACAUGAUUUUUUGCGGAGGACUGCUGACAUUUCAUUGAUGCGCCCAAUUUUGACGGGUUACGGUGCGUAUUACUCAAGCUGGAAGUGCCAUAAUUGGCCCGCGGACACCCCGAAAGGCUGCUAUUCGAGACUGCCACGCUGAAGUCUGGUGACUAGAUUUGAACGCUGGCAGACAGCCUGUAACACACCUCCCAG
Chlamydomonas reinhardtii is the source of this 1496-nucleotide messenger RNA. RefSeq lists its product as uncharacterized. The transcript is spliced from 5 exons. Lineage: Eukaryota; Viridiplantae; Chlorophyta; Chlorophyceae; Chlamydomonadales; Chlamydomonadaceae. The record is from RefSeq and is a predicted model, not a curated record. The coding region runs from base 71 to 847 and encodes 258 amino acids.